Molecule: messenger RNA, 1665 nt
Organism: Dovyalis caffra
Lineage: Eukaryota; Viridiplantae; Streptophyta; Magnoliopsida; Malpighiales; Salicaceae
Source: the annotation of a GenBank genome assembly
AUGCGGCUAUUGUAUGCGUAUUUGCGUGUGUUUGUGCCUAUUUGUGAUUUGAAUUCACACCAUCCCUAUCGUAGCUCGCUUUUGCAUUAUGGGUAUGGAAAUGAUGGGUCAGUCUUGCAUAGAGCUGAGUUUUUUGUUGAUACGUUGGUGAAUUAUUGGUUGGUUGAUAAUGAUUUCUCGCCUUUGAAUAUUAACGUUUGCAAGUCAUUGGGGUUGUCGUUUAAGUUGAGGUCGGUUUUAGGGGAGACACCGCCAACUCCUAAUUUAGGUGACGUUGUGAAGUUGUUGGUUAAGUUUUUGAAUUUGAGUGCGAGUGCAGUGAAAGAAGGGAUUGAACAUUUCGAGAGUCCUACUUGGAGUAGGGUUUCUUCGGGUUCAUUUGAUGUGAAAUCGAAGGAAUUGGCUGCAUCUGUAAAUAGUCCUAUGCGUGUGGUUGGGUCAUGGAAUGCUUGGAUUCAGAGGCCGGUGUAUAGGUUUAUCUUGAGGUCAUUUCUAUUUUGUCCUGUGGGGACUUCGAUUAAGAAUGCUUCACAGGUGUUCUCUGUGUGGGUUACUUAUUUGGAACCGUGGAAGAUUAGUUUGGAUGAUUUUGCAGAACUUGAUGCAAUUACAGAUGGGUCAGGGAAAGAUGUGAAGAAGGAAGAUGGGAAGAAUAUAUAUUCGUCUUCAUGGAAGGGUUAUCUACUGUCCAAUUAUCUGUACUACAGUUCACUGGUUAUGCAUUUUAUUGGGUUUGCACACAAGUUUAUUCACACUGAUACUGAAAUGAUAGUCCAGAUGGUAUUGAAGGUGUUAAAAAUACUGACAUCAUCUAAAGAGUUGACUGAUCUUAUAAAGAAUGUUGAUACCUCUUUUCAUUCACAACAAGCUGGGUCUGGCAAAACAAUGCUUAGCAGUUUACAUAGAUAUGCUCCUUUAAUUCGUGAACAGUUGCAGGAUUGGGAAGAUGGUUUAUGUGAGAGUGAUGCUGAUGGAUCUUUCCUGCAUGAGAAUUGGAACAAAGAUUUAAGGCUUUUUAGUGAUGGAGAAGAUGGUGGACAACAGCUACUCCAGUUGUUCAUACUGCGUGCUGAAGCUGAGUUGCUAGCCAAUUCUGGUGAUAAUUUUGCACACAACCUUCAGUGUAUAGAUUCAUUAAAGUUGCAGUUGAGCUGUUUAUUUGGUGACCAUACUGUGAAACAGAUCUCAUUUACUCCAGAAGUAAAACAUGAGCCAUUGCGGGAUGAAAUCUUUAAGCCCAGAAGAGUUUUCAACCAUGAAUUGCAUGAUGUCAAAUACAAGGGUGACUGGAUGAAGCGCCCCAUUUCUGAUGAUGAGGUUGCAUGGUUGGCAAAAUUUCUUGUAUGGCUAUCAAGUUGGCUGAACGAGAAUCUUGGGCUGGGGCUGUAUCAAGCAGAGGGAAACAAUGUUGAUCCUAAAUUGUCAUUUGUGGAGCUCCCAAGUGAUGCAGGAAAUGUGUGUGGAUCCACCGAAACCAUGAAGAUGGCAUUAUGUGCUGUUUGUUCUUGGUUUUUGAUGUUGGGUGCUACGGUGAUGAGGCUAAUGAGAAAGCAUGGUGUAAGGGUGAACCUCAGGAUGUUAGCAUCAAAGAAGAUUGUGGUGGUUUUGCUCGUAUGUGCUGUAUUCAGUAUGUUGAAGAUUGUUGUUGGAGCAAGUCAAGUGUAG